This is a messenger RNA of Macroventuria anomochaeta, 3525 nucleotides long. RefSeq lists its product as uncharacterized. NCBI's taxonomy places the organism in Eukaryota, Fungi, Ascomycota, Dothideomycetes, Pleosporales, Didymellaceae. Gene Ontology annotation, cellular component: nucleus; site of double-strand break. The transcript is spliced from 4 exons. Bases 59 to 3451 code for a protein of 1130 amino acids. The record is from RefSeq and is a predicted model, not a curated record. Gene Ontology annotation, molecular function: protein binding; nucleic acid binding. Gene Ontology annotation, biological process: proteasome-mediated ubiquitin-dependent protein catabolic process; DNA repair.
CCUCUCUCGUUAUAGCUUCAAGGUCGCUGGGAAGCUGCACACUGGCUAGGGAUCCAUCAUGGCGUACAUUGCACCUAUACAUAAGCCGAGCAGCGUCCGCCAUGCACUCAAGCUCAACUUCUUGAGUGCAGAAGACGACUGCUUAGUAGUCGCGAAAGCGAACAGACUCGAGUUCUACUCCCAGACUACCGAUGGACUGGCUCUGCAGCACCAGAAAGCUAUCUAUGGCAAGGUCACCAUGCUCCAGAAGCUGCGCCCAGCACUAUCACAGACCGACCAUCUCUUCGUUGGAACUGACCGAUUCACAUACUUCACCCUGUCCUGGGAUGCCGACAAGAAGCAACUACAUACCGAGAAGUCGUUCGAAAGCGUCGCCGACAAUGCUGCGAGAGAGUCACAAACAGGCGAGAGAUGUCAUGUUGAUCCCACAGGGCGCCUCAUGACAGUCGAAGUGUAUGAAGGCAUCAUCACAGUCAUACCACUCGUACAAAGAGUCAAGAAGAGGAAGGCAGCUGGGCAGUCAGAAGUUGCCCAUCUUGGAGAGCCCGUGCCUGUCCGGAUAUCAGAGAUGUUUGUCCGCUCAUCGACCUUCAUCAAGCCUGAAUCGUUCGAUGAUAAUCCGAAAAUUGCCUUACUUUACGAAGACACUCACUCUCAUGUCAAGCUCAAGGUCCGCGAAAUCAAGCAUAUCGGAGACGAGAUUGAGCUAGAGGAGGGAGAGGUGUGCAAAGCAGAUAUAGAGCUAGGUGCCAGCCAUCUAAUACCGGUGGAGCUGCCCUCACAUGGCCUGAUAGUGAUCGGCGAGACGUCCAUCGGAUACUACAACAGCGAGACCGGCGAGCUGCAAGUCGAGCCCUUGGAGGAAGCCACGAUCUUUGUAGCUUGGGAGAAGAUCGACUCACAGCGCUUUGUGCUCGCAGACGACUACGGACGGGUAUACCUUUUCAUGCUCGUUCUGGGCGAUGACCAUCGAGUUCAGUCAUGGAAGCUCGACGUCAUUGGCCUGACGUCGCGAGCGUCGGUGCUGGUAUACUUGGAUGCUGGAUACGUCUUCGUCGGCUCACACCAAGGUGACUCCCAGGUCAUUAGGAUCGCAGAGAAGUCGAUGGAAAUCGUACAAACGUUCUCGAAUAUUGCUCCUGUGCUCGACUUCACAGUCAUGGAUAUGGGCAACAGGUCCGGCGAGGGGCAAACCAACGAGUACUCUUCCGGCCAAGCUCGAAUCGUUACUGGCAGCGGCGCAUAUCAAGAUGGCAGUCUCCGAAGCGUUCGCAGCGGUGUAGGACUGGAAGACGUUGGUCUGCUUGGCGAGAUGGAACACAUCUCCAACCUUUUCAGCCUGAAGUCAAAUCCUUCCUCAGACUACGCUGACACACUCCUUGUCACUUUCGUCAAUGAGUCGCGUGUCUUUAGAUUCGAUCCCCAGGGCGAAGUCGAGGAAGUCGAAGAAUUCGCUUCGCUCGCACUGGAUGAAACUACACUUGCUACGGCCAACAUAUCGCAAGGACGCGUCGUGCAGGUUACGAAUGGACGAGCACGCAUAUGCGAUCUUGAUGGCGGCAUGGUUGUGUCGGAAUGGAUGCCGUUUGGCGGCCAACAGAUCACUGCAGCCGCCGUCAAUGACAGUCACGUCUUGGUCUCAUUGGGAGGCGUCACAGUCGUGUCUCUGACUUUGUUGGCUCCACCAUACCGGGUCGGGCCAUCAAUGGCGGACGGUGGCUUACAAGUCAUUAAGGAGAAGACCUUCGGGACAGAGAGUCAAGUUGCUUGUGUGGCGCUACCAGCUGGCUCCAGUCCCGUGUGCUUUAUCGGAUUCUGGAAGGACUCUGGUCUGGCUAUCUGCUCUCUGGACACACUAGACACCGUCAAGACAGCGCAGAUCUCGGAAGACUCUGUUCCGCGCUCGUUGCUCCUCACACAGAUUUUUCUCGACCAGCCGCCCACACUGUUCGCUGCUUUGGCAGAUGGUAAUGUUGUGACCUAUUCGUUCGACCCAUCGACCAACGAGCUAUCCGGGCGCAAGAGUAUCGUACUGGGAACACGCGAGGCCACGUUCCGUGCUUUGCCUCGUGGCAACGGCCUCUUCAAUGUCUUUGCAACAUGUGAGCACCCUUCGCUGAUUUACGCAUCAGAAGGCCGUCUUGUGUACUCUGCUGUCACAGCAGAGAAGGCAACAACAGUGUGCCCGUUCGAUUCAGAAGCCUACCCUGACUCCGUAGCCAUCGCAACAUCAGAAGAUCUUCGAAUAGCACUGGUAGACACUGAGCGUACCACACACAUCCAGACCCUCAAGGUCGAUGAGACCGUCCGCCGGAUAGCUUAUUCACCAAGCCUCAAAGCCUUCGGUCUCGGCACAAUAAAGCGCAUUUUGAAGAGUGGCGAAGAGUUCAUGAUAAGCCAUUUCAAGCUUGUCGACGAGAUCCAAUUUAAGGAACUUGACACCUACCCCCUCAACGAAGAUGAAUUACUCGAAUGUGUCAUCCGCUGCGCCUUCCCCGACGGCUCAGGUGGAAUAGCUGAACGCUUCAUACUCGGCACCGCAUACCUCGACGAUCAGCAAGCCACCGAAGAGCGCGGUCGCAUCCUCGUCCUCGAAGUCACCCCGGAGCGCUCCCUCAAGCUCGUCACCUCCCUCGCCGUCAAAGGCGGAUGUCGCUGUCUCGCGAUAUGCGACGGCAAAAUAGUCGCCGCCCUCAUAAAGACAAUCGUAGUCUACAACCUCGAGUUCCGCACGCAAUCAAAACCCGAACUCAUCAAAGCCGCAACCUUCCGCUGCUCAACGGCACCCAUCGACAUCACCGUCAACGGGAACCUAAUCGCGAUAGCAGACCUGAUGAAAUCCCUCGUCGUGGUCGAGUUCAAACCCGGCGAGGACGGAGUCAGCGAUAAAUUGAUUGAGGUUGCGAGACACUACCAGACGAUAUGGGCCACGGCGGUGGCGGAAGUAGAUACAAAUACAUAUCUCGAGAGCGACGCGGAAGGGAAUCUGGCAGUGCUGGUGCGCAACCCCGAAGGCGUGACAGACGACGAUAAGAAGCGGCUGCAAACCACAUCUGAGAUCCUGCUUGGUGAGAUGGUGAAUAGGAUACGGCGCAUCGAUAUUGUCGCGCAGCCGGAUGCUGUAGUCCUACCGCGGGCGUUUAUGGGCACGGUCGAGGGCUCGAUUUACCUCUUCGGCCUCAUCCAACCCGCAUACCUCGAUCUCCUCAUCACACUACAAAGCAACCUCGGCACAAUCGUACCUGCGCCCGGCAACAUGGACUUCGCGCGGUACCGCGCGUUCAAGAACCAAGUCAGGGAAAGCGAAGAGCCGUAUCGCUUUGUAGACGGUGAGCUGGUGGCGAGGUUUCUGGACUUGAGCGAGGAGCAGCAGACAACGGCGUGCAAAGGGCUGGGGCGAGAUGUUGAAGAGGUAAGAGGGUUGGUCGAGGGACUGAGACGACUACAUUAAAGAAGGCUGAGGGUUUGAGACGAAAAGAAUCCAAAAUUCACCACCGCAACACAUCACCCUUAAUCCAUCACCGC